AUGUAUACGCUGCCAAUUGUUACUAACUAUAUCCCAGGCUCUCGGUGAGCGCACCUAUACGACUCCCAGCUGAUCCCCGUAGGCUGCCCGAAGGGAAGUCCUCUGGAAAAUAGCGCUAUAGCUAUAGCCGGCGCGGAGGGCCAACUACCGGCCAGAGCCGCGUGCCGCACUUGGCCUCACUUGGCUCGAUCGCGGCGAGCGUAGAUCGCCCCUGGCACCGCGCUAGUAAGCUCUGCUUCCCUCCCUAUCACGACCCCUGACCGACCGCACCGCCUCGUUCUUGCGAGUGGGAUGCAUCCGACAAUACCGUACUCGCCUCAGGACUUAUAGCCUCGCGAGUGACCCCCUGCUGUGUGCUGCCGUGUGCGAACAGUGCGAUCAUCGACUCGACUUGUCGCGUGACGCACACUCGGCCGUAUCGCGUGCGGAGUUCGGAUUUGGUUGCCGGAGCUGCAGGUGAGGUCGUUUCGCCCGCUGGUGGCAGUCUUGCCCACAGCAACGUUGCAGUGCCAACAGUACGUCCCAUUGCACACCAUCCAGAGCGCAUUGCCCCACCCAUUCUGACGCAGAUCCCAUCUUCCCACGCCGUUGCAGUGGCUUGUUCCGCGCGUCCGCUGCACGAGCUGGCCAAGCACGUCUCGCCGGCUUCCUUCAUCCCCCCUCAGCCGUCGGCUCGGAGCCCCUCGUCCUACUCGGCGUCAUCGUCCCCGCCCUCGUCCUUUCGUCUGCUCGGCGCCAAGUCCGUUCCUUCGGGUCACAAUGGCAAUGGCAACACCGACCAUCAUCAGGGCUUGACCAGCCCAUCGAACCGGUCGACCAAGAUGGAAAGCCUCGAUGCUGAUUGGGCCGCGUUCGCAACCGGUCCGAGCUCGCAGGUCGAGGCGAUGCCACCCACGCACGCAUCGACUUCAUCUUUUCCGGGAGCAGCUUCCUUGUCGUCGUCGUCAUCGUCGUCUUCUUAUUUCGAUGCCGACAAAGAAGACGCGUCGCCCCUCUUCAGUCCCGAACAGCAGACCCUGUCGGCGAUCCAGUGGGGCUUCUCGUCACCGAACUGGUCAGGUACGCCUUCAUCCUCGAUGGCGGGUCCGAUGUACAUGCAUCGCAACGCCAAUGCGAGCUUCGUCUCGUCAUCCUCGGGCGACUUGCCGACGGCCGAAGAAGCCUUUUCGGUCGCAUCGACGCCACCGACCUCGCAGAUCGAGGGGGGAAGCGGAGCUCAUCCGCUGACGAUGGAAGUGACGAGCUACAACCGAUGGGACUUUGAUCAACUCUUCAACAAGCCGCAAAGAUGGAGCGAGGGUCGUCGCGGGCUCUUUGAUGAUAACGAACAGGACGAUCGCGAGAACGACAAGGACCGAGGUCGGAGGUCGACGAACACGCUCGGCAGGAGGAGCUCGAGAAGUGCGGCGGGGAGAGUUCUGAUCGAGAGAUCGAUCGACCAACGACGAUCGAGGUCACUCGUUGGUGCUUCGGCGAUGCGCAAGGGGGGCGAAUCGUCUUUGUCACGCUUGAGUCAGGAGAUCUUGCGACCUGCCGACAGCGCCGUCGAGACAGCCGGGUCCGCGAGUAUGACGGACCCGACGCAGGUCGAUGGGAUCCCCGUGAUCUCGGAUGAGGAACGACAAAAGCUCGCGUUCGAGCAGUUGCGGAAGGUCGCUAUGGAGCGAUUGCAAGCUGUCGGUGCCCACCUCGACUGGGCCCAAACUGGAUCCAAAUGA
This is a messenger RNA of Microbotryum saponariae, 1718 nucleotides long. NCBI's taxonomy places the organism in Eukaryota, Fungi, Basidiomycota, Microbotryomycetes, Microbotryales, Microbotryaceae. The record is from the annotation of a GenBank genome assembly.